Messenger RNA from Fundulus heteroclitus (mummichog), 619 nucleotides. RefSeq names its product HOP homeobox (gene hopx). NCBI's taxonomy places the organism in Eukaryota, Metazoa, Chordata, Actinopteri, Cyprinodontiformes, Fundulidae. The record is from RefSeq and is a predicted model, not a curated record. Gene Ontology annotation, molecular function: toxic substance binding; DNA binding. The transcript is spliced from 2 exons. Bases 184 to 411 code for a protein of 75 amino acids. Gene Ontology annotation, cellular component: nucleus. Gene Ontology annotation, biological process: cell differentiation; bacteriocin immunity; regulation of transcription by RNA polymerase II.
AUCACCCACGCCCUCAAACACACGCUGCUUCCCGCAGAGCUGUCACGGAAAGCCCCGCUCCACGCCGCUCCAUCUCUGCGCGCCCAGCGCUGUGCGCACUCGUCUGAUCCGGGAUCCGGAGUCUUUAAAUCCUGCGGGACCGACCGGAGAGAAGGGAUAUAAGUGGGGAAACAAGAGAGAAACAUGGCUUCUAACGCUACGCAGUGCCCUUUUCCGACCGAGCAACAACUCAAAGUGCUGGAGGAAAAUUUCAACAAAGUCACAAAGCAUCCCGAGGGGACGACCCUCAUGCUGAUCGCAGCGGAGUGCGGACUGUCAGAGGAGGCCACACAGAAAUGGUUCAAGCAGCGUAACGCAAAGUGGAGGAAGGCGGAGGGUCUGCCGGCCGAACUGGGAUCGGUGUUGGACUGAGAUUUUCCCCCUCCUUCUUCGGAUGCACAAAGCUCUUUGGGUGACCUCGUUCCUCCUCAACGGACUGACCUGCCUUUUUCUUCGCCUCGCCAAACAACCCCGUGCCUCCUUUUGUGUCCAAGCUCUGUCGUCUUGCAGGAUGUGAAGUUGUUUUCAUGCCAUUGUUGCCUUGUUUGCAUGAAUAAACAUAAUGUUAUUGUAAGUGGCA